This is a messenger RNA of Lethenteron reissneri (Far Eastern brook lamprey), 2561 nucleotides long. It is a transcript of the gene ATP6V1F, whose product is annotated as ATPase H+ transporting V1 subunit F. NCBI's taxonomy places the organism in Eukaryota, Metazoa, Chordata, Hyperoartia, Petromyzontiformes, Petromyzontidae. Gene Ontology annotation, biological process: proton transmembrane transport. The record is from RefSeq and is a predicted model, not a curated record. Gene Ontology annotation, molecular function: proton-transporting ATPase activity, rotational mechanism. Gene Ontology annotation, cellular component: proton-transporting V-type ATPase, V1 domain; membrane.
UGACUCUCCGUCUCACUCGCCGUGGUGCUAGAGAAGCAGGAGGAGGUUGUUCGAUGGCGGGCCGCGGCAAGCUGAUCGCUGUGAUCGGGGACCAGGACACGUGCACGGGCUUCCUGCUGGGCGGCGUGGGAGAGCUGAACAAGAACCGCAAGCCCAACUUCCUCGUGGUGGAGAAGGAGACGAGCGUCACGGAGAUCGAGGAGACCUUCAAGAGCUUCCUCGUUCGCGACGACAUCGCCAUCAUCCUCAUCAACCAGUUCAUCGCCGAGAUGAUCCGCCACGUGGUGGACGCUCACAACCGCUCCAUCCCAGCCGUGCUGGAGAUCCCCUCCAAGGAGCACCCCUACGACGCCACCAAGGACUCGGUGCUGCGCCGCGCGCGCGGCAUGUACAGCGCGGAAGACGCGCGGUAGUGAGCUCGCCCGCCCGCUCCACCGCAUGCUCUGCUCGACCACCCGCUCGCCCACUUGCUCGUCUGCUAACGCACUCGCUCAUCCGCCUGCACACCCACUCGCCCACUUGCUCGCCCACUCGCUCGCCCACUCGCUCAUCCGCUUGCACACCUACUCACUCGCUAAACCCCUCGCUCAUCUAUUCGUCCGCUUACCAAUGCGUCAACCCACUCCCAGUGUCUGUCGCUAUAUUGCUGAAGUGUCACCCACUUACUGAGUCAUCAUCAUCAUCAGCCAUGGUAAUUCCACUGCUGGAUGAAGGCUUCCCCCAAACAUGUCGCCAUCUCGCGCGGUACCCUGCGAUGUGUUAAUCCACCCGGCUGCACCCCCUCGGGCACGCUGCAGCGUCCCUCUGCAGCGUCCCUCGGCUGCCGCCCGUGGCAACCGUCGGUCAUCGUCACCCUCGUAGCGGCGACGCGACCCUGCCCCCAUGCCCACUCCUCUUCACAGUCACCGUGAUGUCUUUAGCCAGCGUGUUAUCUCUCGUCUUCUCAGUGUAACUGCUUAACUUGUGAAUGUAUGUUAAUGGCUUCGAAGUUGUGAUGUUUUUUUUGCUGUCUCCAAAUCUAAAGUAAUCUGUGAGUAACGAUUGCGCGUGCAAGUAAUUUUCCUCCGUGGUGCAAUGGAUCGGUGCGAUUCGGAGUCGCGGUUUGGUCGGAGAACUCGUGUUGAUUUCACAUCGCGGUCAAUGUCGCAACCUCCCUGUCUCGCUGCCGUGGCUGCAGCGGCCUCACCUCUGCCGCAGUAUAAACAGAACCGCCUGUGGUUUGCUUUCGGCUGUCUUGUUUGGGAGCUGUGCUGGGCGACUGCCGUGUUCGGAUGUCUGCACCCGGUUGCCGUGAGCCGCUCCAAUCGAGUUAGAACUGGAGCUGCCGACUCGGCACCGUGUCUCCAAUUGUUCAAUUUCUUCAACUCGACUUGGGCAGGGGUUCAGGCCGCAGCCAGAACAUUCCGGCCCGGCGUCACGCCGCCCUGGCAACAACUCGGCAGCGAUCCGAUGUCGACAAACGGCGCGGCUCAAAGCGGGCGGCUUGUCGUUUGGCCGCGACGUUCGCCUCUACACUUUUAAUGUCACGAUCACACGUUUCAGCGUAAACAUCCUGCGUGAUAAUACAUUACGUAACAAUUAACACUCGGUAUUUAAUGUUGUCAGCAACGCGGUCCUGACGUUUCCUAAAGGUCAACGUGCAGCCCCGCGAUUGCGCAAGCCACCGCUGGCAAGAGGCCUCCACCCGCCGCAGCACUCGUGAUGCCUUCCACCCGCAAGGGCUUCUGGGAAAGCCCUGCCCAACGCGCGCGGUCACCCGAGUCACUCGGCAAGUCAGGGGAACGCCCAGAGGUCGCAACCGGGUACCCGAUACCCGUACCCUACCCGAUACCCGGGUACGGGUACCUGUUGCGACCCUGGUGCGGCCGGGUACGUGUAGACCGUGAGUCACUGGUGAGUAACCGUUUGUCACUCAUUUCGGGUAGGGAACGGGUAGGUUGUGACCCUGGUGCGGCCGGGUACGGGUAAGGAAUCAAAACCCGUUUGCGACCUCUGGGAACGCCACUUUUACCCCGACUCUGUCCUUCCGAUUGGACCGACUCGGCCUGUCAACAAAGUCACUCGGUCUCAUUGGAGCCUUGAGCUCCCCCUGCCGGCAACGGCGAGGCCGGUGCCGGUCUCCGUGGGAUGCUCUCUCUCUCGUCCCCCGCUGCGCCAAGGCGUUCGUUCCACUGCUCGUACAGAACCGCGCAGCUGCAACGCGGAGUGAGCACUUGCAGGGGCUGCACUUUGACCUGCAUACAGACACAGGUGGGGGGUCCGGCUCCACGGGGAGCGAGCACCGACACUGCACCCUGUGCCCGCAGGUGCGCUUCGGCGUACAGCCCCCCCCCCCCCCCCGUGCUUUCUUCCGAUUGCACCGCGUGCUGCACGGUACGAUGCCCCGACGUUUCCAUCCACGCGCUGCGAGCUUCUUAAGAAACUGAAUGCGAAUUUAUUAACCCUUCGCUGUGAUUAUGAUCGUCUUAACUCAAAACCCUGAAAUGCUGCUGUCUUGUGUAUAAAGUGUGUGUAAGAGGUGCGUUACCCAUCAUCAAAAAACAUUAAACGUCGGUGACGGA